CCGGGCGCCUGCCAAGUUUUCGUCCCGUCUUUGCAGGCGUCUCGGAAGAUUUGAGUUUCAGAACGGGACUAACAUAUUGGGGCUGGAACACAAAAUGGAUGCAGGUGGACGUCCUUCAACUGGUCAAGUCAUUCUCCUGGCUACCAGCUCAGCUGCCACAGCAAUUCUGUAUGCCAUUUACAGACAAAAGUCAAAAGUUGUUCACAGCCUGAAGGGAGCCAAAAAGGUCACCCUAGACCAGGACCUGAAAAGUAUUCUUAUGGAAGCGCCUGGGAAGUGCGUCCCUUAUGCAGUGAUAGAAGGUGUUGUGCAAUCCGUUAAGGAAACCCUCAACAGCCAGUUUGUGGAAAACUGCAAGGGAGUGGUUCAGCGGCUGACAUUGCAGGAGCAUAAGAUGGUGUGGAACCGGACCACCCACCUAUGGAACAAUUAUGAAAAGAUCAUUCACCAGAGAACAAACACGGUGGCCUUUGAUCUGGUGCAGGAAGGCAGCAGCGACGUUGCUUUGAGGGUGAUGAAGCCCCUGGAUGCCUCUGAACUCAGCUUAGAGACGGUUUAUGAAAAAUUCCACCCCUCCGUGCAGUCCUUCACAGAUGUGAUCGGCCAUUACAUCAGCGGGGAGCGUCCCAAAGGCAUCCAGGAGACGGAAGAGAUGCUGAAGGUGGGGACAGUGCUCACCGGUGUGGGAGAGUUGGUCUUGGACAAUCACGCCAUCAAACUCCAGCCCCCCAAGCAGGGGAUGCGGUAUUACUUGAGCAGCCAGGAUUUUGACUCCUUGCUCCAGAAGCAAGAAUCCCAUGUCCGGCUCUGGAAAAUUCUGACGGCCGUUUUCGGCUUCACCACCUGUGCCUUGCUCCUCUUCCUCCUGCACAAGCAGUACCGUCGCCACCGGGAGAAGCAGCGCCUGCGACAAAUGAGCGAGAUGAGCGCAGCUGGCGGUGACGCAACCAGCAACACUUGCGUCAUCUGCCUGAGCAGCACCCGGUCUUGUGUCUUCCUCGAGUGUGGGCACGUGUGCUCGUGUGACAAAUGCUACCAAGCACUCCCAAGACCCCCUAAGUGCCCGAUUUGUAGACAAGAAAUCACGAGAGUCGUGCCUUUAUAUAACAGCUGAAAGUUGCCAUCUAAAAGGUCCUUGAAUGCAACCCUUCUUACAAAGGAGCGCUCUGGGAGUGUUGCUUUGAAGCCCUGCAGAGGUUCUUGGAGUUGUCUGACACCCAGUGGCUUGCAUUCUCUUCCUGCAGCCACAGAGUGAGUCGAGCCGUGUUAGCUGAGAAUCGAAAACAGGCUGCUGAAAUGUUGGUUGCCUCUGAUUUGAGACCACUUGCUAUAAACUUUGGUGGACAUGAUGCCAAAAUACAGGUUCUUCUCAAUUGAGAAUUCUCAUAUGCGCAAUUGUGCGUUACUAAUCCUUCCCCAUACGAGAAUUAACAGGAUGGUGUUUCUGGUCCGCGUGAUCCUUUUUGAACUGCGCGUCACCAGCGAUGUAUGUUUUGUUUUGCACAAAACACAUUUAAAAUCUCCAGUUCCGUGUGAAGACGCUCCAGAUUCAGUGCAAAGAAUAAACGAUACAAACUAA
This is a messenger RNA of Heteronotia binoei (common prickly gecko), 1579 nucleotides long. It is a transcript of the gene MUL1, whose product is annotated as mitochondrial E3 ubiquitin protein ligase 1. Lineage: Eukaryota; Metazoa; Chordata; Lepidosauria; Squamata; Gekkonidae. Gene Ontology annotation, biological process: protein ubiquitination; organelle organization. Gene Ontology annotation, molecular function: ubiquitin-protein transferase activity. The record is from RefSeq and is a predicted model, not a curated record. Gene Ontology annotation, cellular component: mitochondrion.